Eupeodes corollae is the source of this 960-nucleotide messenger RNA. RefSeq names its product extracellular superoxide dismutase [Cu-Zn] (gene Sod3). The record is from RefSeq and is a predicted model, not a curated record. Gene Ontology annotation, molecular function: superoxide dismutase activity; copper ion binding. Gene Ontology annotation, biological process: removal of superoxide radicals. NCBI's taxonomy places the organism in Eukaryota, Metazoa, Arthropoda, Insecta, Diptera, Syrphidae. Bases 140 to 775 code for a protein of 211 amino acids. The transcript has 5 exons.
GCUUAAUCUUUGAAACUGAAAUGAUAUGAUCGUCAGUCUAACUUUGUUUUUCGUAGUGAAUAGUCAGUUGUAAUUAUUAAAUCAAUAAUUAAGUACAUAUUUCAAAAUAAGCAUAUUCGACUUAACUACACUAAAUAACAUGGUGUCUGUACAAUUUGUGGUGGCAGUUUUGGCCUUUGGUGCUGUAGCAGCUUUAGCUGAGAAACAAACACCAAUUGUUGCUAUUGCUAGCAUUCAAGGAAGCGAAGGGAAAGUCAAAGGCAAUGUUACCUUCACACAAAACGCCUGCGGUGAAAAUGUUUAUAUUCGAGUCUUAAUAACCGGAUUGACACCUGGAAAGCAUGGAUUCCAUGUCCAUGAGAAAGGAGAUUUGACAAAUGGGUGCGCUAGUACUGGAGGACAUUACAAUCCCGACAAGAUGGACCAUGGAGCGCCCGAGGACGAAGUACGUCACGUGGGAGAUUUGGGCAAUGUUAUGGCCGAUGAGUCAGGCACAGUCGACACAACCCUUACCGACCACCUCAUCACAUUGACAGGCAAACAGUCCAUCAUCGGACGUGGUCUUGUAAUCCAUGAAGGAGUCGACGAUUUGGGCAAAACAAAACAUCCUGACUCAAAGAAAACCGGAAAUGCUGGUGGUCGUGCUGGUUGUGCUGUAAUCGGACUCAAAUCGGACAUUGAUGAAUUACCCUGCAGUGCAUCGGACUCAAUACACGGAUGGAGAAAUGCAUUCUUUAUGGUUGUAGUUGUUUCGGUCCUUAAGACUUUCCUAUAAACUUCGAGCAGAAAAGUAUCUCAAACGAUUGUUUUUUUUUUGUUGAACAUCAGAAAAAGUUAUUGCAAUUAUGUUGGUAUUAAUUUCGAUCAACUGCGUUGAUUCGAUUCUAUUUUUAUAUAUAUUUAUAUAAUAAUCACAGAAAUGAAUUAUUACAUAAUAAAUUCAAAGUAUUAAUUGUUAAA